Molecule: messenger RNA, 2362 nt
Organism: Pleuronectes platessa (European plaice)
Lineage: Eukaryota; Metazoa; Chordata; Actinopteri; Pleuronectiformes; Pleuronectidae
Gene: pheta1
Product: PH domain containing endocytic trafficking adaptor 1
Exons: 3
Coding region: 303-1202 (299 amino acids)
Biological process (GO): endosome organization; retrograde transport, endosome to Golgi; receptor recycling
Cellular component (GO): trans-Golgi network; recycling endosome; early endosome
Source: RefSeq, a predicted model, not a curated record
CGGCGUACCACACAACCAUGUAACCCCGCCUUCAUGUCACGUGACAGGGAAGAAGGGAAGGGAGGAAGGAAAGAAGGAAGGAAGGAGGAGAAGUAAAAGAUAAAUAACGGGGAGAUUAUGAGCCUGACAAGAGGAGGAGUCAUCGUCUGAAGCCUUCAGACUGACUGACGGAGAUACGAGAAGAUGGAGACAUGUUGAGUGGUGAGCUCCAGAUGUGAUGGGAGGACAGAGGUGGAUAGCAGCUGGACAUGAGAUGAACACGUAAAUAGAGAAUCCUUUGAGGGAAAGAAGAAGGGGAGAAGAUGAAGCUGAACGAACGCAGCGUUGCUCACUACGCCACCUGUGACUCCCCACCAGACAAGACAGGCUUCCUGUUCAAAAAGGGCGAGCGCAACACGGCUUAUCACCGGCGCUGGUGUGUCCUGAAAGGGAACAUGCUCUUCUACUUUGAGGAGCGGGACGGCCGAGAGCCCAUUGGCGUCAUCGUCCUGGAGGGAUGCACCGUGGAGCUGUGCGAGUCAGCUGAGGAGUUCGCCUUCGCCAUCAAGUUCGAGUGUGCCAAAGCUCGCGUGUACAAGAUGGCUUCUGACAGCCAGGUGGCUAUGGAGUCGUGGGUGAAAGCGUUGUCUAGGGCCAGCUUUGACUACAUGAGGCUGGUGGUGAAGGAGCUGGAAAGGCAGCUAGAGGAGAUCCAGGAGGCUGCAGGAGGCAGCUGUGCCGGGGCUGCAGUUGGAGGCUUGCAGGGCAGGCCGAAGGUGUCCAGGCGAAGCCAUGUUUCCCGGUCUAAGUCAGGAGCAUCCUCUACUUCAUCGUCUUCAUCCUCUUUAUCGUCGUCAUCAAGUGCUCCUCUCUUGUCAGUCCCCUUCUCCGCUCAAAAGAACAGCCAGGAUGAGGUGCAGCUCGUCUCUGGCUGCUCCAAAGAGAACGGGGUUGCAUGGAGUAGACCACCUGUUGCCUUGGCUAAUGGCUUCGUUGAGGGAGGGUCUUCCAGUGCGGCCUGGGAAGGCUGUGCAGAGUCUGGGAGUAGCACUGUGAUCGGCUAUGGGGCCGAGGGGUCGAGGGCUCCACCAGUGCCCCCGAGGAGAAGAGGAGCAUCUCUGGAAAGCCCUGUCUCCCCCGGCACCGUCUGCUUCUCCAAACUCCAUGACUGGUACGGCAAAGAGGUGGAGGAUUUGAGAAUGCAGUGGCUGCAGAGCCAGUAAUGAUGAUGAAUGAAAUGGGUCAUUUAUUUUUCCACAUUAGAUCAUUCCUUCUUGAACAUCCUGAAAUGUUACACCCUUCUGGACCCAGCAGAAAGGCGAGAAAGCUUGGACAUUAUUCCAGAAUGCAGUCUUAACUCCCAUCAGAAUAUACAAAUACAAAAAUCACAGAUUGAUUCCAAAUCUUGUCUGGCACAGGUGAAUCAGUCAGUCUUAAAGAAUAACACUAUCCACUUUAUAAAUAUCUUUAUCCACUCCAAGAAAAUUUGAAAUUCCAAAUAGUUUUUUUCUAGAGUUUUGCUCGCUGUCGUUUGCCAAGGACAACAUGACUUUUUCAAGAGUGGGGCCAUGUGAUGGAUAAAACUGAUUCAGUCUUUUUCUGCCCAUCGAGCUUCUAAAUGUACUUGUGCAAUUGUUGUUGAGUCUGUUUUCUUUAAAGCGGUCGGACAAAGAUCAAGAAUAAUGUUUUGCUACACUUGAAGCUACACUUACAAACUAUUAUGCCAAGCACCUGAAAAAUACCACAAAAAAACACAUGUAGCUGCUAAAAUCAACAAAGUAAUCUAUUUUUCUAAUGGAAGGGAAAUGGGUUAUUUGCGAAUGAAACGAUCAAAUGACGAAAACAAAUCAAAGUAGAUCUUGAUGCCAUAGUGAUAUUUCAAAGUGCUUGAAUCAGGAAAUUAGACGAUCAAAUUAAAGAAGGUCCAAAUAAAUGUUUGAGCAGUUGGUAAUACCUUCUAAAUUAUCCAUUGGCAUCUCAAUUGAUGAUUUCAGGUUUCCUGCAACUUUAAAACAACAUCAAACCAGGAUCUUCUUAGCAGAGAAAUGAGGCGGCUCUCGGGAUAAGAAGUGUUGUUAUUUGGGAAAACGAGUCCAGCUUCUCCUCCGUACUCCCACUGGGGCAGCUCUCGCCUCAGAGACCUUUUAAUGUCAGAGCAUCUUCUCGACAGUCAGCUGGGACCGAGGUGGGAGCGGGAUGUCUUGCUCAGAGCUGCACACCCUGGUAUUUUUAGCCCCUGUUAGCCAGCGGCCAGAUGAUGUUGUGUCAUGAGAGCACUUGUCACUGAGUUUUCCUUUGACUGUUAUAUUUCUUAAAAGCAGAUUGUUUAUCCUUGACCUUGGCCGACGCUACACUUGUCACAAUUCUCUAAUAAUGACAUGUU